Molecule: messenger RNA, 2718 nt
Organism: Ogataea haglerorum
Lineage: Eukaryota; Fungi; Ascomycota; Pichiomycetes; Pichiales; Pichiaceae
Exons: 1
Coding region: 1-2718 (905 amino acids)
Biological process (GO): protein deubiquitination
Cellular component (GO): cytosol; nucleus
Molecular function (GO): cysteine-type deubiquitinase activity; cysteine-type endopeptidase activity
Source: RefSeq, a predicted model, not a curated record
AUGAAACCUCCCCCAAACUACACGGGGGCGCUUUUGCAGGAUAAUAGAGAUCACAAAAAGUUCCCUAUCAAGCUCACGCCAGAGCAGAAGAGUCUCCUGAAGUCUGUGACGCCGCCGGUGUUGUAUUAUGACCAUAAACGCACUCUCCACAAGGAUACACAGCGUCUGCUUGCCAGCUUCAUAGUCUUGCUCGAGCUGACGACAAAUACACCAAACACGGUGUGCACUCUUUUCCGCUACUACAGAUACUGGCAAUUGUCGUGCCAAGGGCGCCUGGUCACCACACGUGGCCAGUACAGAUUCCACGCCCGGAACCAAGGAAAGGAGAUAAAAUUGGUGGGAAUGGACAAUUGGAAAAAUGUCAUGUGCUACAUGGACUCCCUACUUAUAUCUAUGUUUUACUCUAGCGACAGCUUUGACUUCCUUCUGGAUUGCUAUGUUGACAAAAGCCUGUCUCCGGAGCUGCGACAACAGGUCAAAGACUUCAAAGUCAUGCUUCGAUUUAUUGUGAAUCUGAUCCGAGGAGGCGAAUAUAUUCCCCACCCUCUGAUGAAGCAGCUUUGUUUCUCACUGAGCAGUCUUGGCUGUGAGAUGGUCCUGAGCCAGAACCAGCAGGACGCUUUGCAACUGUUCGAGUUUCUGGCCGAGUCGCUGUCUCUCCCGCUGCUCACCAUAAAAUUGGACAUCAUCCACUCCGGACAACUCAACGUGAACGACGACAUGAGACUCAUCGAAGAGCGCGCAUUACUAAUCUCUGUCCCAGAAGACACAACGGCCGACCCGGAAAGCAAGGAGGAGGGCGCGUCCAUCUCCUUGGAGGAGUGUCUCAACUCGUAUUUCAAUAAUAGCAUCACUGUGCGCAGACACUUGGAACGGCGGCGCACGCUGGAUAGAGACGACCAGAUAGACGAGAAAACAAGAAACGAGAUCACGCAUGACUUGCAAUACUACGAGAAGCUCGGGAUUGUCACCUCCAACGAGGAACAGCUGCAACGCUCGCCGUCUCAGAACUCGGCCUCUUCUUCCGCAGAUCUGAGUACAGCGCUCAGCAACACGACUGUCACCGGUGCCGAGUCUACGAGCGACCGCACAGGCGCGGUUUCCUCAUUCCUGAGACUGUCGGAAAGGAUGGAGGCAUCUAGAACGAGGUCCUCGACUAUCGCCUCAGUUCUGAACAACGUCAUGGUUUCAAACUCAACAAGAUUAACACGCAGAGCGUCGUCGGUCUCCAAUAGCGAAGUGACGUUGCCGGCUUGGAUGUUUUUGCAACUUCUGCCAUACUACACCAACCCUAACGUGAAAUUACGCUUACGGAGCUCGGGCCGAUCGGUCAGGGGAAUGAGUAGAAGUGUGACCGGAGAAUCAUUGACAUCUUCGGAGGAUGACAGAGGACUGACAGAGUUUGAGGACCGGUUUCAAAAGAAACGGCCAAUAAUCCCCAUUUGUCUGAAGAAAUACGGCUGGGAUGAGAACGGACAGUCGCAUAAGAUAAACCGCAAGGUGGUCAUUCCAGAGGUGAUCAAACACCCAUACUUCAUUGCUGAAGACAGCACAAAGCCCGGAUACGUCGAUUUCAGAAGAAACACAGACAAUAAAGCGCCUUCCGGGUCGUUCAUGCUGGUCCUGGAGAGCUGCAUUUGUCACCGAGGUAAAACUGUGAAUUCGGGUCAUUAUGUCUCAUUGGUGCGGAAACAACCAUACAGCCCAAAAAAUUCAAUACCCUCUGAUGAAAAGAACUGGAUUCUAUUCAACGAUGUCCUCGAAAAGGAAGAGAAAGCCAAGGAAGUGACGUUCCAGGAAGCCAUGGACCAAGAAGAUCCUUAUAUUCUGUUUUACAAAAUAGUGGAGCUACACGAAGACUUUGAUUCUGACUACUACGGCACUGCCACCAGUGGCGACGAAAGCACAAUAAGGCCUCCACGGGGCGCCAAGGACAAAUUUUGGAAUUCCGACAGCGAAUCCAGCAUGCCUAAUAGCUCGGUCCUGGCUGCACGCAAAAGCUCGAUAGUGUCUCAGAUGUCACAUCUUUCUCUCAAGUCUAACGGUGCACCGCUGCCGGUUACCAUCAAUCAACCAGGAGGAGAAUCAGAACAUACGCCGCCUGCUACCACCCAGGUGCCACCACUUGCUCCGCCGCCGAUGGUCUCGACGUCUUCGGUGUCCCGGUCCAGCUCGCGCGGGAAAAGGACAGACAAUGAAGUGCUGCCGACAGAUCCUGCUUAUCUGGACAUCGCUACGCAAUAUUACUGGUACGAUCUCAAUUCUUCUGGAACUUACAAGAUACCACGCGAAUACUCUGAACCGCCAGCUAUUUGGACGCCGCAAGAGGAAAAUGGAGACGGCAACGAAGGCGGCUUCAUUGAAAAAAUAAACUCGCGACUGCUGAGCCUCAAGCGGGGAUCUGUGUCAGCCAGCGUACAAUUCCCAUCCAAUCCUGCUAGCAUGAUAUCUUCCACUGCGUCCUUUACUGCCCCCGACUCUACGGACACUGAAGUGGAUGAUAAAACUAACGCAAGCGUUGCUCCUCCUCGAAAAGAACCAUCAAAAGCUUCGUCGCCCGUGCUCAAGCCCCGCGACGGUGUUUCCUCGCCCGCGAACGGGACGGUGUCUCCACAAAUUUCAAAAGUGUCGUUGGCCGUUUCCAACGGCUCCAGGCCGCUGAACCGGGACAAGAAGAAGAAUGGAAUAAAACGUUUUUUCAAAAGAAUGGUCAACUAG